Messenger RNA from Manduca sexta (tobacco hornworm), 4651 nucleotides. It is a transcript of the gene Myc, whose product is annotated as myc proto-oncogene protein. Gene Ontology annotation, molecular function: DNA-binding transcription factor activity, RNA polymerase II-specific; RNA polymerase II cis-regulatory region sequence-specific DNA binding; protein dimerization activity. NCBI's taxonomy places the organism in Eukaryota, Metazoa, Arthropoda, Insecta, Lepidoptera, Sphingidae. Gene Ontology annotation, biological process: regulation of transcription by RNA polymerase II. The record is from RefSeq and is a predicted model, not a curated record. The transcript has 3 exons. Bases 456 to 1550 code for a protein of 364 amino acids.
AACGCCGCGUCAGCGGGCGAGCAGCCGCGAGUCGCAGACAACCGCUACGCUACGCGGCCCGCACGAACUCUAGUCGUGUCCACGGCGUCAACCGAAUUGCACGCGCCGCUCUGUUCGAACCGGCCGGCUCCCGAAUAAUGUUUCAGUGUUUGACAAACUCAAUCGGAGGUCUCGGAAGAAGUAUCGUAUUUAAUAAUUUACACUGUAUAACCGACCGCAUAUUCUCAGUGAGUGUCACGCAGUGUGUACGGAAAAAACUUUGUCGAAGAUUCUGAAGAAUCUUGUGUAAAAUUGUGUAAUUCAGCCGGCCGCGGCCGGAUCGCGUUUUGCACAAAACUUUUUUGACGGUGUGCGUUGAACCCAUCGCGCGCAUCGUCCCUGUGAUAAGAGGGCCCUGUGAUAUCGACGAGUUCGUCUUAGCUUUAAACUAGUUAGUCUUUAGUAAUAUAGAAACAAUGGCGGCGCCGUUAGACUCGCAACUACUUACCUUCGACAUUUGGGAAUCUCUCGACGAGGAUUCCAUGAGAUUGACGCAGACGUCCGAGUUCUGGACUCAAGUGCAAUAUGAUUCAGACAGAAUAGACAUAGUCCAGCCGGCGAACUUCUCCGACUCGUAUCAGGAGAGCGAGGAUGACUGGAGGAUAGCUGAGAGUCCGGAGGAUCCUCACAAAGAUAACAUAGUCCACCAUGACUGUAUGUGGGCGGGAUCUUGUGUGGAUUCAGGACAUCCGACGAACACCUUCGUGGCGUCAGACCCCAUACCGGCGACACCUGGACAGAGUCUGCUCAGACGGGACAUUUCGCCGUCUAGACCGGACACUCCACCUUCACUGGACGGAGAUGAACCACCACAGUUCCGUCACACCGUCGAUGUGGCCGCGACGGCUCUUCGGUUGGUGACCGCUGUCGCUGCAGACCACUCCUACACAUUAGCGAGACAGCAUUUCGACUACCUCGGCGUUCAGACUCCCUCUGAUUCCGGCGAAUCAGAGGAGGAAAUAGACGUGGUGUCACUGGGCACGUCACAGCAGCCGUUGGUGUCGGCGACGCACGUGCGCACAGACGCGCUUCCUCGCACACCCUCUGCACAGGAGCGGGAUCACAUCCGACGGACGGUCGAGUCGGCCAUCACGCCGCGAUCGCCGCGCGCCAUCGGCAGGAAGCGACUCGUGCCGCCGCCCGGCAUCACCUCCACCAGCGGCACCCGGCGGCGGGCGCGCGGGCCUGGCCGCAGGGGACGCCGCCCCAACACCGACACGGACUCCGAGGCGGAGUCACCUGAAAUCGAACGCCGCUCCAUACACAAUGACAUGGAGCGACAACGGCGCAUCGGCCUUAAAAACCUUUUUGACGAGCUCAAGAAACAGAUCCCCGCGACGAGAGACAAGGAACGAGCACCCAAAGUGGUCAUACUGCGAGAGGCGGCUUCCCUCUGUCGGAAGCUCAGUCAGGAGGACAUCGAACGGGAGAAGUUGAGGAAGAAACAGAACCAACUGGUGGCGAGGUUGAAAAAGCUCCGCACGAUGCUGUCGCGCUACCGCUCGUACUGAGCGCCGCGGCGGCAUCAGACUGGUUACAGAUUAACCACGCGGCGCGUGACUCGUCACUCGUAUGGACUGGUAACAUAAUGUAUAAGUCGCUUGCGGACCCGUCCGCUCGUUUCGUUCCCCAGCGCGCUAAAGGCGAACACAGCGGUGUGCGGUGUGCACGAUGUCUUUAGGUCGGUCCUGCGGCUCGGCGGGAGUUAGUUAAUGAUAUGUCAGCUUUUACGGCUUACUCUGCUUCUGUGGCGUGACGUCGCCGAUGGCACGGUGGCACGGUGGCACGGCGGUGAAGCAAUAAUCGCGGGUUUGUUUUGCUCAAACGAUAUUUUGCAGUGCCAAAGUGAGCCAUAAAACUGUUGUUAAAGAUAAAUCCUAGGUCUUCAGUAAAAUAUCUUAAUAGUCACAGACUGCUUCGUGAACUAGUAGACUGGUUAUACCUCUAAAAUGUUUUUGAAUUUUAUCAUUAAAAUAUACAUAGGUGACAUAGCGCCUCACAGAUAUACUCCGUGUUGACACAUCGAAAAUGAUAUGACAUAUAUGUUGAUGUACUCGUAUUGUUUCGAACUCGUACUCUCGGUAAAAUAGAAGAUUUUUUACUGGACCUUCCAAUGAUAGUUGUAAGUAUUGACUGUGUGUUAGAUAAACGGUUCGCAUGAGUUUGUCGACGCUGUUGCUGCUGACGGUAGGGCGGCGAGCGCGAGCUUGGCCGUGUAGGAGGCGGCUGGCGGCCCGGCGUCGGCUCGGCGUCGGCACGGCGUCGGCCCGGACACGGGCCAGUCGCCCGGCUGCCAGUCGUCGCUUGUGUAUGGCCACUGAAUAUGUUUUCGGCCCGAUUAGCAAGAUAUCUACUUUUGAACCUCGUAUGGGGUAGUGAUAUGAAAUAUUAUUCUUUUAUUGUAACUUGAUAUUAUUUGUAAGUUUAAACUGCAUUUUAGAUUAGUGCGCUUACGGAUUUUUUUGUAGUGUUUUGUUAUUUUGUAAAUUUUAACACUUUUUAAAUACGUUUUUUUCUACAUAGUAUCGCGAUUAACUGUUGUACACUAUCUUUUAUUCGAUAAAUUGACCAUUGUAAUGACGAUUGGGGUGAUCGAUGUGAUUUUUGUAAAAAUUAUGGUUUGCACAUUUGGCUUAGAUAAAAUUACACUUAACAUAGGGUGUAUACUGUAUACUGUAUAGUGACCGUGUGUGGGGAGUCUGUGCCGCGAGGCGCCACGUGGCGUUGCGUGGCGUCACGUGGCGUGCGACACAUGUGUCGGCAUCAUCCCGCACGCACCUUCGUCAUGUACCAACCAUCAUCGCAUAUUAUUAGCAUUUUACGUCACUUAGUGUAUACAACACUUUAAUUUAUUCACGUGUCGGGGAUACGGUCGGAACGUAUGUGACUACUAAAUUUAUAGACCAGUUGACGUACAUUAAAGAGUAUAAUCUCAGUGAAACGUGUCUGAUUGUAAUCAAUAGACUGUGUAUUUUGAUAACAACAUCAAAAUCUAUAAAAAAAAAAAAAACAAAGCAGUUGGUUUUAAGGACUGACAUAAAAUAACCAAGACAUAGUUCCUCAUAGUACCUACAAAUAGAAAGUUGUGAAUUUUUUCUUUAUUGUAUAUUUAAUUGUUACAGUAAGUUAGAUGUAUUCUCGAUAGACUAUAAGCGGGUCGGCUCUGUGGCGGCGGCGGCUGAAACCGAAUUACUGAUCUGACACUAGUCUGAAUGAAGCACAGAAUAUAAAUAGAUUUAAAAUGUUUUUAAAAGUUUAAUUAUAUGGCGCAUUUUAUCGUUAUUUACAAUAAAAUAGGAAACGUUCGCGUCGCCAGCGGCCACAGGGUGAUCGAUGUCCAGGAAAAACAAAAAUGCCUUUUAGUUUCGGUAGUGGGGAUUGUUUUUAUUUUUUCUGGACCGCUCGCUAUAGAAGUUGAUGUUUUAUCAAGCACAUGGUCAGCAGUAUGUACGUUCGAAGGCGUUAAAUUGUGUGCGGAAUGUGCCUUGCAAUGUACAUAUACAUUAUAGAUAAUUAGGUUUAUACUCGAAUUAGUUGCAAACCGUAUUUUUGGUGAGGAAAUAUUAUUAUGUAGGUAUAUAGCGUUGUUCUAAAUAGCGGUACGUGAGGUGUUUUCUAGUUAACAUGUUAAAGAUUCGCAGUUUAUCUCUUCCACUAGGAGUAAACGUGUACAUAAUAGUGUAUAGACGGUAGGUUUCGGCAUCAAUAUUAUUUUUUAUGGAAACGAGUUUGUUUUUUGUCUAAUAAUUGUUUAGUUCUCUUACUGGACAGUUACGAAUGCUCGAAUGUUGUACCUGCAUUUAAUUUUUUUUUAUUUGUUAAUCUUCUUGACAUAAAUAAUAAAGAUUAAUGAUUUAGUUAAUCCCAAAAAAGGAAUCGGUUCGCGUAUAACGGUGAUAUUAAACAGUCCUUUUUAGUUUUCAUAUAAGAAAAAGUCAGUAGUUAAAGGUUUAAUGGUAAGAAAUGACAGCUUUACGAAACGGUAGGCAGACCGAGGUAAUAGAGAAACAAUAUAUUAACUCUGCACAUUAUUGUGACAAGGCACAUUUCCACCACUGCCAAAAAUAGGGGGAAAAACAAAGAAUGCGAAAAAUACUAAGCUUCCACAUAGACGAUUGAAUUGUAAAUUUUAUAAAGUAAGUCAUGUUAUAGUUAUAAUUUUUAUUACUUUAUAUAUUUUGUAUAUAGUAUCCGUUUAGUCGACCAGCUAGCCGGGCCAGCGCCUGCGCACGCGCCGUUACAGAGAGUGCAGGCCUCAACAUAGAUUCCGCCUAAUAUUGAUAUUGUGAUCUGCAAUCUUUGAAGCGGUGCUUUAAAACUAAGGACCUGUGUACUUACCAGCUAUGUUUGGAUACUAUUGUAACGAGUAAAGAAGUUUUGGUUUUUGUUCCUUAAUUAUGCAUAACAAAAUCAUUUAAGGUAAUUAUUAAAUAUAAAUAAAUGCUAACGUCGUGUAUGGACAGAGCUCGGUGACCUUUGGCUAAUGUGAUUUUUAUACUUAUUCGGUGUUAUCUGGGGGUCAAUAAAAUCGUUGAUUAGAUACUGUGAUUAUGUACCUGUGCGGUACGGGGUGGUUUCCUAGGCUCUGUCUUGUUCGACUUAAAAAAAAUAA